This is a messenger RNA of Acanthamoeba castellanii str. Neff, 873 nucleotides long. RefSeq lists its product as uncharacterized. The coding region runs from base 1 to 873 and encodes 290 amino acids. Gene Ontology annotation, biological process: response to endoplasmic reticulum stress. The transcript is spliced from 2 exons. NCBI's taxonomy places the organism in Eukaryota, Discosea, Longamoebia, Acanthamoebidae. The record is from RefSeq and is a predicted model, not a curated record. Gene Ontology annotation, cellular component: endoplasmic reticulum lumen. Gene Ontology annotation, molecular function: protein disulfide isomerase activity; protein-disulfide reductase activity.
AUGGGCUUCCAGCAGCGACGGACAGUGUACUGGGUGGUUGCGGUCGUGCUGGGUCUGGUCGUUAUUUUGCACGCGAGUGGGGCGGCGUCCUGGCUGCACGGACCCAAGUCAAAGGUGGUGCACCUGACCAAGGACAACUUCCGGGCGCUGGUGGUGGAGAGCGGCCUGGCGGCGGUGGUCGAGUUCUACAACUCGCAGAAUCCGAUCUCGAUCAACACGGGUCCCAUCUUCGACGUGCUGGCCCUGGAUUAUGGUGGAUUGAUGACCGUAGGCGUGGUAAACAUGGACGAGGAGAAGGAGCUCACCUCCUUCUUCAGCCACCCAGAGCACAACGUACCCUUCGUUGUACUCUUCCCUCCUGAGCGGGAGGUGGUGGAGCCGGGCGUGGAGCCGCGCGAGAAGGGGCCAUUCGCGGGGAAGGAGUUCACCUACUACAUGGGACCCAUCGAACCCAGGGAGCUGGCAGACUUUGCCCUGUCGCCGCUGCACGACCGCUACGUGGUGCGCGUGACGGAGGAAAACCGCGUCGGCUUCCAUGACGAGGCGGGCAUGCCCAAGGCCUUCUGGUUCAGUGACACCAACUCGAAGCCGCCGGUGCUGGUCCAGGCCCUCUCACAGGCCUUCCAGGGGCGCAUGAAGGUGGGCUACGUGCGGCGCAACGAGGCGGGGGUGUUCGCCCACUACGGCAUCCCGCAGGACCAGGUGCAGCUGCUGGUGAUCGGCAAGGACUGGCAGAUGCACCACUACGGCGGCCGGCCCACCGCCCACCGCAUCUUCCGCUUCAUAGACAAGCACGCACUUCCCAGAGCCACCCACGAUGACUCGCUCGACCCACCACCAUCGCCCACCAAGCAGGGCAAGGACGAACUCUAA